Messenger RNA from Exophiala xenobiotica, 566 nucleotides. RefSeq lists its product as uncharacterized. The record is from RefSeq and is a predicted model, not a curated record. NCBI's taxonomy places the organism in Eukaryota, Fungi, Ascomycota, Eurotiomycetes, Chaetothyriales, Herpotrichiellaceae. Bases 150 to 338 code for a protein of 62 amino acids. The transcript has 3 exons.
CCUAAGCGUGGCACUGGCUCUUUCCCUCAUCUCACCGGUUUGUCUACGUCCUGAACAACUAUAUAAACCCUCUCAAUUCUCGGUCCUUAUCUGCCUUGUAAUCUUCCGAAGUCUAAAUCUGCCACUUAUAUCUUCAAGAAGCCGCAAUCAUGACUCGAGGCAACCAAAGAGAAAAGGCUCGUGAGAAGAAUCUCAAAGAGCAGGCUGGAUCGAAGAAGAAGAAUACACAAUCGGGAACCGAAUUUCAGCGGACGAAGGAGCAACAGGCUGAAAUCAUGCGUCAAAAGCAGGCACAAGCCGAAGCCAAACGGGCUCAAGAAGCAGCCGCGAAAAAGUGACCCUGAAGCCCAUGCUGUCUUACACUGAGCAGCAUCGACACAGUUGGCUUCAAGCACAGGACGAGUCUCCGAUUCGUGCUCGAGGCCACCAUGAACGGGAUUAGCAAGGAGUUUGUUGGAGUCCCAUUUCCAUGAAAACCAUAGCGACACUCGGAGUCUAGAGCUGGAUACAUUCGCGAGCCUCAAUCACAAGCGAGAGCUGAAUACUAGACCCAUUCGACUUUGCAC